AUGUUUAGUUGGUUUUACGAAUUGAAUAAAGAUCAAGUUAUCGAAGAAUUACUAAAAAGAAACAUCGAGCACGAGAAAGGCCAGAAACUCGACGAUUUAAGGAAGCUGUUAAAAAACGCAAUUAGAGAAGAGGCAGAAAAAGCGGCUAAAGUUCAGGUAGAAGAGAAAGCUACAGAAGAGAAUUUUGAAGAUUGUAUUGAAGUAGUCGAGAAAAAAGGAGUUAAAAUUGACAUUAGUAGUGAGAGUGAAAUAGUAAGCGAUAGCGACAGCGAAACCACAAUGGCUAGUGAAGCAACGAAGCUAGAGUUUUGUCUGGAAAAAGGGGACUGGGACACAUUUAUUGAACGUUUAGAAAAUUAUUUCGACGCCAAGGAUGUUCCAGAAGCAAAAAGGGUGCCAGUAUUUUUGAUGAGACUGGAUAAUGAAGCAUAUAAGUUGAUAAGGGAUUUAUGUGCGCCAGCAAAGCCGAAAGAAAAGUCUUUCGACGAAUUAAAAGAUUUGUUUAAGCAACAUUUGAAUCCGGCACCUUCGGAGGUUAUGGAAAGGCAUAAUUUUCACCAGGCUAGGCAGCAGCAAACAGAGUCAGUGGCAGAUUUUGCGGCACGCUUAAAAAAGCUGGCGGUAUUUUGUAACUUUAAGGAUGUUAAGGAAGCUCUAAGAGACCAAUUCGUGUGUGGUUUAAGAGACACCGACACAAAGAUAGAAUUGUUCAAAAAAAAAGACUUAACGUAUGAUAUCGCAAAAUCAGAAGCGCUAGCACGAGAAAGAGCAGUAGAAAAUGCUAAAGAUUCGAUGAAAUUACCGGAAGUGACUACAAGUAAAGAUCACGUGUAUAAAUUUAAGCACUUAAAGAAGAAUACCGGUAUAACAAAUAACGGGCAAGAUGAAAAAAACCAAAAAAAUUUAACAUGCUAUAUUUGCGGAAAAAAAGGUCACAUGACAUCGCAAUGCAAACAUAAGGCGAAAGAAUGCAAUGUUUGUCAUCGGAGGGGUCAUCUGGCGGCAGUCUGCAAGGAAAAGGGUAAGACAACGGUUAAAUUCUUGGAAAAAAAAGCAGAUACAUCGGCAAUGGAAGAAAACAGAGACAAGUGUACGUGCAGCGAGCACGAUUUCUUUUCAUUGCGCGAUUGUAAUGAUAAUCCUGUAAAUCAAUUAUAUAAUAUUCAAGCGGAGCCGAUGAGGCUAAAAUUGAAAAUAAACAAUAAGAUAGUCGAAUUCGAGAUAGACACCGGCACGUAUGAAACAGUAAUGUCAAAGAUAACAAAAGAUAAAUUUUUCGGAGAUAUUAAACUGGUCGAGCAGAAAAGGAAUUUAUUUUGUUACGACGAUAGAGUAAUAAAACCGUUGGGCUCACUAGAGAACUUGAAAGUCGUAUUCAAUAACAAGAAUUUCAAGUUGAGUUGUUUUGUUUUCAAGGGUACUGGUCCACCGCUCAUAGGCAGGCGUUGGUUAGCAAUGUUUGGAUUGUGGCCUCUGAGAGAAUUUUCGAAUUUUUCAAUGUUUAAUAUUAAUUCGGUCGAAAGUUUGAUAACUAACGAAUUUAAAAUUUUAUUUGGAAACACACCGGGGUGUUUCAAUAAAGAAGAGUUAAACAUACAUUUAAAAGAAAAUACAACGUCGACGGCUUUGAAGACAAGACACGUACCAUAUGCGAUGAAAAAGCUAAUAGAGCAAGAAUUAGAUAGACUAAACCGUCUAGGACACAUUAUAUCGGUAGAAGUUAGCGAAUGGGCUACACCCAUCGUACCGAUAGUAAAGAAAAACGGAACGGUCAGAAUAUGUGGCGAUUUUAAAUUAACAUUGAACCCGAGCGUUAUCGUUAAUAAAAAUCCGUUGCCGCGUAUCGAAGAUAUUUUUGCUGCGAUGCAAGGUGGCGAAAAAUUCUCCGAACUCGAUAUGCCGCACGCGUAUAUGCAAAUACCGGUAAAAAAAGAGUGUCAACAGUUUUUAACAAUAACAACGCACCAAGGAUUAUAUAGAUAUACGAAAAUGCCAGAAGGAGUUUCGACCUGCCCGGGUGAAUUUCAAGGUAUUAUGGAAAAUAUUAUAAGAGGUAUUCCGAAUACGAUUUCGUACCUGGAUAAUAUUUACGUAACAGGUAGUAAUGAUAUCGAGCAUUUAGCAAAUUUAAAAGAAGUUUGUAAAAGAAUGGAAAACGCCGGUUUAAGAAUUAACAAAGAAAAAUGUAAUUUCAUGAAAGAUAAAAUUGAUAUCCUAGGGCAUGUUAUCGACAAAAAUGGUUUGCACAAGGCAUACUCUAAAGUGAAAGCGGUUUUAGAAGCGCCGCAGCCUGAAAAUAAAAAACAAAUACAAUCAUUCUUAGGAUUAGUAAAUUUUUAUGCAAAAUUUUUGCCAAAUCGUGCUAAUAAAUUAAAAAAUUUAUACGAAUGCGCCGGUAAAGAAAAAUUCGUAUGGUUAAAAAAAUGCGAGGAAGAGUUUAAGUGGGUAAAAAAAGAAAUAGUUUCACCAACUAUAUUAGCACAUUAUGAUCAAAAGAAAGAACUAAUUUUAGCAUGUGAUGCUUCGGUUUACGGUCUAUCAGCAGUGCUCUCGCAUAAAUUCGACGAUGGCACUGAACGUCCGAUUGCUUUUGCCUCAAAGAAAAUACCAGAAAAAGAAAAUAGCAGAGCGAUUAUAGACAAAGAGGCGGCAGCAAUCGUUUUCGGGUUUAAACGAUUCUAUGACUAUAUUUUCGGAAGAGAAAUUACGUUGAGAACAGACCACAAGCCUUUGAAAUUUAUUUUCGGCUCAAAAACAGGUAUCCCUCUUACAGCAGCUAACAGACUGCAAAGAUGGGCAUAUUUUCUAUCAGGUUUUAAAUAUAAUAUUGAGUAUAUUAAAUCACAACAAAACGGGAACUGUGAUGCCUUGUCAAGGUUACCGAUAGAAGACGAUACAGAUAUUUUUGAGAGUGAUUUUACGCCGCUGUAUUAUAUACAAGAAGGUUUAGAAAAUGUAAAUAUUAAACUUGUAGCGAACGAAACCGAAAAAGCGGUAUUAUUAAAUAAAAUUAAAAAUUUUGUAAUCAAUGGUUGGCCAAAGAACACAGAUAUACUAUCGCAAGACGAAACAAUAUUUUUCAAUAAACGUCUAGAAAUUUCGGUAGAUAAUGGUUGUCUUUUAUGGGGGCAUCGUUUAAUUAUACCGGAAGGAUUAAGACCGAAUAUCUUAAAGGAACUUCACAAAUCGCAUUUGGGAAUUGUAAAAAUUAAAACACUAGCAAGAUCGUAUAUCUGGUGGCCAGGCAUUGAUGCUGAUAUCGAAUUUAUGGUAAAUUCAUGUGUAACGUGUAUGCAAGACCGAAAGAAUCCGCCUAAAACACAGUUAACACCAUGGCCAUGGCCCGAAAAACCAUGGAGUAGAGUACAUCUAGAUUUUCUUGGCCCAUUUUAUAAUAAAAUGUUGCUAGUCGUGAUAGACGCGCACUCAAAAUGGCCAGAGAUUAUAGAUUUUAAGACGGACACAACUGCGGAAAAAUUAAUUUGUAGUAUGAGAAAAAUUUUUGCGAGAUAUGGAUUACCGGAACAUAUCGUUUCCGAUAACGGUAGACAAUUUGUAAGCGAAAAAUUUAAAAAAUUUUUGUCAGAAUUAGGUAUUAAACAAUCUUUUUCUCCACCGUAUCAUCCAGCGACUAACGGUGCAGCUGAAAAUUUCGUCGGUAUUUUUAAAGACAAAAUAAAUAAAAUUGUAAAAGGAGGAAGAGGAUUGGAUGAAGCAAUAGAUAUUUUCCUGUUCGAUUACAGAAGUAUCUCGCACUGCACUACAGGCAAAAGCCCUGCAUUUUUAAUGUAUAAACGGCAGCUACGAACGCCUUUUGAUAAGUUGCGUCCGAGCGCAGACGUCACAGUCAAAGUAAAGCAAGAGGCGCAAAUAAGGAAUUGUAGCGGUUCUCGAAACCCUGCACUAAAUGUUGGCGAUACCGUUUUGGCAGAUGUGUACAAUGCCGGUAAUAAAAAACGUGUACCGGCAGAAAUUGUAGAACGCUUAACGCCGUCGACAUUUAAGGUCAAAAUUGACGACAAAAUGCAUAAGCGUCACUGCGAUCAACUGAUUGAUUGUAAAGCUGAUUUAGCCGUAAGACGUUCCGAGCGUUUGGCGUCAAAAAGCGCAGAAAACAAAUACUUAAAGCGGGAGGAGUUGUGA
Phymastichus coffea is the source of this 4143-nucleotide messenger RNA. RefSeq lists its product as uncharacterized. The transcript has a single exon. The record is from RefSeq and is a predicted model, not a curated record. Gene Ontology annotation, molecular function: nucleic acid binding; zinc ion binding. The coding region runs from base 1 to 4143 and encodes 1380 amino acids. Gene Ontology annotation, biological process: DNA integration. Lineage: Eukaryota; Metazoa; Arthropoda; Insecta; Hymenoptera; Eulophidae.